This is a messenger RNA of Mus pahari (shrew mouse), 1986 nucleotides long. It is a transcript of the gene Atf3, whose product is annotated as activating transcription factor 3. The record is from RefSeq and is a predicted model, not a curated record. Gene Ontology annotation, biological process: regulation of transcription by RNA polymerase II. Gene Ontology annotation, cellular component: nucleus. Gene Ontology annotation, molecular function: DNA-binding transcription factor activity, RNA polymerase II-specific; RNA polymerase II cis-regulatory region sequence-specific DNA binding. NCBI's taxonomy places the organism in Eukaryota, Metazoa, Chordata, Mammalia, Rodentia, Muridae. The transcript has 4 exons. Bases 253 to 798 code for a protein of 181 amino acids.
CGUCAGCCUGGGAUUGGUAACCUGCAGUUAAGCGGGCUCCCUGCCAACGCCAGGGCUUUAAAAGGGGUGAUGCAACGCGCUCCUAGCCACAGUCUCACUCAGCGAGACGCCGCGCACGGUGCUUCCCCGGUAGAGCCAAUCAGCUAACCCGCGCUCCGGCAGAGUCCUUGGCGCUCGCCCGCCGGCGGGACAGACCGCCCGCCUCUGGCCGCUCUCUGGACCCUGGCCGCUCCGAGCGAAGACUGGAGCAAAAUGAUGCUUCAACAUCCAGGCCAGGUCUCUGCCUCAGAAGUCAGUGCGACCGCCAUUGUCCCCUGCCUCUCACCUCCUGGGUCACUGGUAUUUGAGGAUUUUGCUAACCUGACACCCUUUGUCAAGGAAGAGCUGAGGUUUGCCAUCCAGAAUAAGCACCUUUGCCAUCGGAUGUCCUCUGCGCUGGAGUCAGUUACCAUCAACAACAGACCCCUGGAGAUGUCAGUCACCAAGUCUGAGGUGGCCCCUGAAGAAGAUGAGAGGAAAAGGAGGCGGCGGGAAAGAAAUAAAAUUGCUGCUGCUAAGUGUCGAAACAAGAAAAAGGAGAAGACAGAGUGCCUGCAGAAAGAGUCAGAGAAACUGGAGAGUGUGAAUGCUGAGCUGAAGGCCCAGAUCGAGGAGCUGAAGAAUGAGAAACAGCAUUUGAUAUACAUGCUCAAUCUGCACCGGCCCACCUGUAUCGUCCGGGCUCAAAAUGGACGGACACCGGAAGACGAGAGGAACCUCUUUAUCCAACAGAUAAAAGAAGGAACAUUGCAGAGCUAAGCAGAGGUGGCAUGGAGGCAAUUGGGGAGUCCUUGCUGAAUCCUCCUUUUCCACCCCAAACCCUGAAGCCAUUGGAAAACUGGCUUCCUCUGCACUUCUAGAAUCCCAGCAGCCAAGAGCCGUUGGGGCAGGAGGGCCUGUGGUGACUACUGCAUUGUCCCACUCUGUCCCCGAGUGAACCGUGGAGCAGGCAGGAGCAUCCUUUGUCUCACCAAUUCCAGGAUUUAGGCCUUACCAUCCCGGCCAUUCUCAGAUGACCUAGCUGGCCCCAGGCUGGGGUCCUAUGCAAAGCAGGAUCCCUCCCACUAAUGGGAUUCAGGCAGAAGUGUCUACCUUGAUAGGUGGGGUGGGACCACAUCCUCCACUGCGGCUGACAACGUCCCUCCAAGGGAAUAUGGAGCAAAAACAUUCAUUAUUGAGGUUGUCCAAUGGCCAGGGUAUGCUUUCUAGAAAAUAUGCUGUUCUGUCCCAGAAUGACUGUGCAUAGGGUAUCCGUUUCAGAGCCUGGUGUUGUGCUAUUUAGAUGUUUGUCUUGCACAACAUUGGCAUGACUUUUCCGGGAGUUUCAUCAGAUCUGAUUUCUGAGAGUCUGGGGUUCUGUCAUGGUGGACAAUGCCCCUCCAAAGCAUUUGUGUGACCACAUGAACUUGCUGGCACCAGGGGAGUGAAACUGGCUGAUGACCAGCUGUGCCGCUUUGUGCCUACAGAGGAUGGACAACACCUUUCCCUGUACCCACUGCAGAGGAAGAACCCUGGGCAUAGCAGCUUGUCCUUGGCUACAAACUGUUACAAUGUCACAGAAUGAAGGCACAAAGUCCAACUUUCAAAGGGUGUAGGACUCCACACUCAGUGACAGGGCAGGAAGAGCCAAAGAUAACCACAGCCACAGUCUGUGGAGACCAGGGUUGGAAGCCAGGUGCAGGCCAGGCGUCUGCAUUGUGGGGUGUUAAUGGCGCGUUUGUCUUGUAGCUAUUUUGAGAUGUGGUCCAGAGCAUUUCAGCUGGGAAGGCUCCCUCUGGCCGUCAGGACUCUGGCUACUGUUAAAAUCCUGAUGUUUCUGUGGAACCCUUCAGUGUUUAAUCCCACUCAAUAGUAUCAUUACAGUUUUCUGUAAGAGAAAAUAUUACUUAUUUAUCCCAGUAUUCCUAGCCUGUCAACAUAAUAAAUAUCAGAACAAGACCUGGUAAA